Pocillopora verrucosa is the source of this 5511-nucleotide messenger RNA. RefSeq names its product rho GTPase-activating protein 6-like. NCBI's taxonomy places the organism in Eukaryota, Metazoa, Cnidaria, Anthozoa, Scleractinia, Pocilloporidae. The record is from RefSeq and is a predicted model, not a curated record. Gene Ontology annotation, biological process: signal transduction.
CAAACAUUUAAUUAGAAUCCAAAUUUUGAUUGCUCGUUAAUUUGCAAGAGACAUGACGGUUUCAAGGAGAAAAAUGAAAUGAUUAAAUGCUCAGGGAACUCGGAGAGGUUGAGAAAUUGUCAACGCUAACGGAAUUAAAAGAAAUAUGACGUUUCUUCACAAAAUUUUCCUUUUUUGUCUUGCGUCAAAGAACGAUUGUCUAUGACAACUGUAGCCUGACGCAUGACAGUGUUCAUGAUCUGCAAAGAAUAGUUGGUUAAAACCAAAUUGUACGUUUGAAUAUCCAAAACUCAAUAGCUUGCAUGAGAAUAUAGGAGAGACGAUAUCACAGUUUAAUGCCAAAUGAAACAUCUUGCCAGGACCUGAUUGUUUUAAAAAUUUUUGUAAAACUUCAAAAACUUUUUCACAGUGAGUAAGAAAGAUCCACGGGAACCUUUCUUUCGAGGUAAAAAUUUGUUAUUUCUGUCCCGAUAACUGCGCCUCUAAACACGGUCUUCCACGUAGUUAUCAGCUCCAUCUCUUUCGAAUGAAUAAAUCGAGACGAACGGUUGGGUAAUUUUAAGAGGGGAAUAAAUCAAACAAGUCUGCUCUUUUGACAACUUUGUUUGACUUUCGUGUCUGACUUGUAUUCAUAAUUGGUCUAUUACACCCCGGUGCCUUUUGUGUUAAAUCUUUGAUGAGGAUAAGAUGCAUCAAGAUGCGAAGUUAGAUCUACGCCAACGAACUUCCUUUCGCCUGAGGUUAUCUUGAAAAAAAAACAAAGAUUUUGAAUAAAACGGAUGUUAUUGGUAAGUGUUUCGCCGCCUUCCCUUCAUGAACACGAACCAAAGUUACGUCAAUUUCGCGCUAUUGACGAACGAACCAAGGAUUACAAGUCCCCGGGGUAUAUGAUAAACAAAAUGUGUUUGGAUAACUUUGCAAAGCCGUUUGACAAACUUUCGAAAUUAUUUCAAAAGUGAUUUUUCUACUGUUAACCGACAAUUCUCACAGGUAGGGGUAGUUUGGAAAUAGUGAGCAACGGGAAGUCCGUUGCUUCGUGCGUCCAGAUACAGUAAGCAACAAACCUACGAAAUCACUUUCGGCGACAAGGGAAGGUUGAGCUCGGGUUAUCGAACGCGCCAUCAAAGAGAAUGGUUACAAAAGGAUCUGUUUAUUCGGUUUGUUUACACACUGGUUAUUCUCUUCUGUCUACUCAAUCAGUUCUACAAAUCAGAACUUGUUACUUUUAAGUCUGUCUUUGAGGUUGCUUUGACUGUCAUUAAUUGUUAAAGACCGUGUUUGUUGUGCGCAGCAAAUUACAAUAGAAUUGGCUUUUCGCGCGUGACGUCACACUAAUAUUGUUUAUCAGCCAAUCAGGAAUGGGAAUUUAUUGAUUUCAAUUAACAAGAUCUGCCCUCGCGUCAAUCAAUGAAUGAUUAGCAACUCACUCACAGCUACACACAAAACGCAAUUCCAUUAGAAAAUGCGGCGAAUAAGUGGCAAAUUAUGAAAGUCUCCACAACGUCCGACGCCUCAAGACGUGCGCGGCAAUUGCCAAUUCAUGCUCUGCGUGUCACGCCAUUUGAAGUUAUGUGAGGUUAUUUGCAGUUGGGAUACGUAUUCAUGGUUCUGAACGCUUGCGACAGCGACAGUCCAACAGAACCGGUGGAGAGGGUUUCGCCAUCUUGCAGAACAGUAACCCAAUCUCCAAGAGCCAUGAACGAAUCAAGCAUUAGCGCAAGAGGGCAGCGUAAAUACCGUACAACACGUCCCUACGAAGACGAGGUCGAGCGAAGCGACGAUGAACCGAGGAUAGGCUCGCCGACUUCUAUGAAUACGCACAGAGAGCCUGCCGAAGGCUCGGGCGAUACGUCUCCGAGGGUUGACGGCGACGGGUCCUCUUCGUCUGGAGCUAAAAAGAAAGGACUUCAAAAGCUUGCUUCGGGAGCCAUUGCUAACAUCGGAUCGGUUUUUAGGGGGGGUACUACAAGUGGUGAAUCAGAGGGGCGAAAUGACUUAAGUGCGGGUAGAGCGUCUAAAAAUUCAUCGAAGGGUUGGUCUAAUACUCCUGAUUUCACUAUCGACUCUGAUUCAGGCAUGCAGGAGAAGCUGUCACCGCCUUCCCACAAGGAGAAGUUUUUCCAGAAGGGCUGGCGAAAUCGGCUGAAGGUCAUUCCCAACGCAGGCAAUGCCCUGUGGAUUCCUCAGGAUAACUUUAGCUGGUGCUCUGUGGAAGGACGCAGACUUCAGCUGACAGACACUCAACUUUCGGCUUUGUCCGAACCGGAGUGUAUCGCUCUUCAAAGAGUCGCUCAAACUCGGUUAAAGCAACUGGAUUUUAAAAGUCACCUAACGAUACCUAAAGAUCCACGGAAUCCUAGGAAGUCAUUAAAGAGAGCACUGUCAUGGAAGAAAGGAAACUCUGGGUCAAGUUUAUUUGACAAAGACAAAGAAAAUGGUGUAUUUGCAAUACCCCUUCACAAAGCUGUCUCCACACAAAGUCCCCCAGAUUCCAGUGAACUAAAAAAAUCACCAAAGAAUGUUAAAGAGGGCACACCAUCAAUAUCAUCAACAGGAACCCAAGAGGCAUCUGAUGACUCAACUGGGGUCAGAAGACACUCAUCUGGAUCCAGCAUCUCUCACAGUUCAAGAUCAUCAGUGGAUAAUUCAAAUUCAAAUACUGAUGAAAAGACCUCUUCUCAUAAAGACCAACCUCUGGAAUCACCAAGUUGGAAAUCACGACUUAUUGAAGCAUUGACACUACUGUCUUCAUCUGCUUCUGCAUCCUGUUUGAUGGAUAAACAGUCAGUGCUAAGUCCACCACAACCUCAAGUUCCACCAAUCGUUUUGCACGCUAUCGAGCACCUUCAGUGUUAUGGUCUACAUGUCCUUGGAAUAUUCAGAGUUGGAGGUUCUAAGAAGCGAAUGAAACAAAUGAGAGAUCAGUUUGACUCUGGAGAAAAAACAAAGUUCACAGUUGAAGACAACCCACAUGAUGUGGCUGCAUUAUUCAAAGAAUACUUCAGAGACCUUCCAGAACCAUUGCUCACACGUGACUUGUACUCUGCCUUCUUAGAAACACAAACCUUCGAUAAUCCAAGUAUGCAGAUUUCAGCUCUUCGGCUUCUUUGCUGUCUUCUACCAGCACCAAACAGAGACACAUUAAAGGUACUCCUGGAAUUUCUCGCUGGAGUUGCGCAAUGUGCAGAAGACAGCAUUGACGAAAAAGGCAAUGAAAUUCCUGGGAACAAAAUGAACUCUAAAAACUUAGCUAUUAUAAUUGGCCCGAAUAUUUUACACAAGGUAAAAGGGCAACAUCACGACUUUCUAGUAGAAGAUAAGGCUCGUGCGGAUGAAAGGAAGGAAAUUAUUGAUGUGGUGCAAGAUAUGAUUGAACAUCACGACCAGUUGUUUCAGGUUUCUGCAGAAAUGCAUCAUGACGCGCUGGUUCAUCUUUUGGAAAAUGAACCGGAACUUCUGGAUUUCAUUUUAAGGAGAAGGUUACUGAGAACGCACGGAGUAAGCUCUGAAACGGAAGACGAUCCCUUCAUUUACGAAGCUAGUGGUAAAGCAGAGACGCCAGUAAGAGGACGCGUCAUGUCCGCUGGAGCGGCAGAGCGUCCUGUAACACGCUUUUCGAACGCGUCUGGUUCGCGUUCUUUCAACGAAGCAAACUGGCGUGCGAGACAAAAUCCUUCACCACGCACAGUGACACGUAGCAGUAGUGAUAAAUCGAAUCACAAUUCUGCAUUUCCUAAUCGUAGUUAUUCUUUGAAUCAAGACGAUGCUAGGUAUUACCGAGAACACAUGUUCGGGCGACAGAUGUCUUCACCCGACGAUCACGCGUCGACGACGAGUUACAAUUCAAAUUAUAGACAAAACAAACGAAAGACACCGCCGAUGACGAGACCUACGUGCAGGUACGAAGGAUCUGCUUUCGAGCAGCCUCCGUCUCCUGCUCUUUCUUCAGGGUCGGCUUCAGUUUCUUAUUCAAACUUUUCCACACCUCCUUCAUCUCCUUCGUCUACUGCGUUCGUUUCUGCGGAAUCCACUUCAUCGUCACCGAUCCCAGUCCGGGCCUAUGUGGCUGACGACGGACAUUUAAUAACUGAAUGGACCAGCUUACAAACUGAAAUUGAAGUUGAGUUGGCCCGGGACAGAAACGAGGAGUACAACCGUAAUCAGCCGUUUGAUUCUAGAACGUUUAGUCUUUCAGACUGGCAGCUGGAGAAUUGGUUCCAGUGGGAAUCUCUAACCCAACAAAACAGUAGCCAGAAAGACUUUCUGGAGCAGGAAACUUUAGUGUAGGAAUUCUACGGUAACUGCUUUUAGUUUUAGUUUUUGAUUGGCGAAAGAGGUCAAUUUAUUUAAACAGUCGCGGAGAACAAACACAAUUUUUGACGAAUUAUCGUUGAGGUACUCAAAGGUUUUAACACCCUGUCAUCCAAUCAGAAGAAGAAUAGCUUUGUUAGAGAUAUGGAUAGGUAGGCUUAGCUACGCCGCUGACCAUUGCAGCUGGCUCAAUCACUAUUCAAGAAAACGGGAAGUUACUGUCAUGUUGUCUUCGUUCCCACGACUAUUAAUAUCUAAAGCUAGAGCUAAAAAUAGAGGUUUGCAUUGAUAACAAAGCGCGAGAGAAGCAUUUAUUUAUGUAAAAAAAUAUAUUAAUUAGAAAACGAGUGCCCUUCUAUUCCACACCUGGAUAGAAGAAAUGAAAAUAUCAUACAAAUCUACACUGCGUGUAGACGCCAAGAGUAAAACCGACUUCGGUGAAUUCCUUCCUGUUUUUGAAGGUGUAUAUACGAAAGAAAUCAAGUUUGAGAGCGCACAUAAUUCAAGGUGAGAGAAAUAAAAAUACCCAGGGCUUCUACGGCCAGGCGCCGGAAGAGAAUGUCUGGGUACUAGAGUAUCGAGAAAUGCCUGUAACCAACCACAGUAUAGUUACAUAUGUAAGCUUAACAGUUUGUAAUUAAUUUAAGCUUCGGGAGAUGUCUGUGUUCGAAAGAUACCCGCUAAAGUUCACGAGGUAGUCAGUAAUUUUCGGAAAAUAUUCGUUCUUAUCUCCGGUUGAUCUCGUUCAUGCAACAAUUUCUUUGACAACAUUGGCUGAUUUUAUUUACGUUCGUCAUACCAAAAAUGCGUGCCUAGAUUUACUUAAAUCAACAUGCGUUACAUUAGAACGUGGUAUUUUAAGAAAUGUUGUAUUUGUGUAUGAUGGCUUUCUUGUAGGUGCAUAUCCUUAGAACAGCGCGCACAUUUCUCCCAAUUUACUUUAUCCAGAUGAAAAAUCCUCUUAGAAACUGUAGCUUAAAGAAAGCCCUAUUUUACCUCUGAUUGUUUGUUUCCGUGCGUGCAAAUUAUGAAAAAUCGCAAUUCCAUUAUAAAGCUUCAUCUCCCCCUCCUCUGUGAAAGUGGUUUGUGGUUAAGCGGACAAAAUAAUGUUUAAAAAAAAAACGAUUUCUAUUUACAUGCUUGUAUAUAAAAUAGAGAAGGUUGACUCGGUUUUAAAUAAAAGUUCCAAUUGUAAUACAA